AUGCGAUUAACUAUCUUGGCCUCACUGGUGACUCUCGCCAUGGCCGACUUUGCCAGCGACCUGAAACUCGCCCAGCAAUGCAAGUUCAACCUCUCGGCCGAACCCAUGCCCAUCCAUUCCCACAACGACUACACCCGAGCCACGCCGUUGUUCGAGGCUCUGUCCUACGGCUGUCUGUCAGUAGAGGCCGACGUGUGGUGGGUAAACGACGAGCUCGAGGUCGGCCACGUGCCCACAGACCUGGUCCAGGGCAAGACCCUCGCCUCGCUCUACAUUGAGCCUCUGGUCGAUCUGCUGAAGUGCCAGAACAAGAACCCCGGAGGCGAUGGUCUCAACGGAAUUUACUCCCAGAACGCUACCCAGCCCCUGCAGCUGCUCAUUGACGUCAAGACUGACGGGCUGACCACCUGGCCCCAUGUUGUCGAGGCCCUGGAGCCUCUUCGAGAACGGGGAUGGCUCACUUUCCUGGCCAAUGGCACCAUCCACGAGCGAGCCAUCACCGUGGUCGGAACCGGAAACACUCCUCUCUCGCUCAUCGAAGACACCGACACCCGAGACUACUUCUUUGACGGCCCUCUCAACAAUGUCUCCAAUCUGACCGCCUCUGUUGCCCCUCUGGCAUCCACAAACUUCUUUGAGGACAUUGGAAUUGUGUGGCAGCCCUGGUCGCCUUUCCUGGUCGCCAACCAGAUCAAGAAGGUGCAGAGACAGGUCGAUGCUGCUCACGCUCUCGGAAUCAAGGCCCGAUACUGGAACACUCCCGGAUGGCCCUCUGGACUGAGAGAUGGAGUCAUGUCCACUCUGUGGGAGCAGGGCAAUGUCGACUACCUCAACGCCGACGACCUGGCUGCUGCUGUCGCCGUUAUCAAGGGCGAGUCUCCCAAGUUCAUCUUUUAUGGACCAGGAACAUUUCUCACUGAUAGCCAGUCAGACUAA
Molecule: messenger RNA, 936 nt
Organism: Yarrowia lipolytica CLIB122
Lineage: Eukaryota; Fungi; Ascomycota; Dipodascomycetes; Dipodascales
Biological process (GO): lipid metabolic process
Molecular function (GO): phosphoric diester hydrolase activity
Source: RefSeq, a predicted model, not a curated record